AUGUCUGACCUUCCCUACGGACCACCAGUUAGAGUGUCCCCUUUGAUUCGGUUUGGCCGUUGGUCAUUCCUCACAGCCGGCAUCCUAUAUGGAGCAUUCCACCAAAACAGGCUCUCCAAGAAGGAGGCUAAGAUCCGUGAAAUUGAAGCCAAGGAAAAGGUUAUCAGGGAUGCGAAGCUCAAGGAGGAGAAAGCUAUCGCAGCAGCUGCUGAGAUAAAGGCGCUCGAAGAAAUGGUUGCCGGAAAGAAGUAG
This is a messenger RNA of Parnassius mnemosyne (clouded apollo), 252 nucleotides long. Lineage: Eukaryota; Metazoa; Arthropoda; Insecta; Lepidoptera; Papilionidae. The record is from the annotation of a GenBank genome assembly.